AUGGAUGUCCUUUUCAAAAGUCAGGGGAGUCCCCUUAACUACCUCUGCGGCAAGACGGAUAAACUAAUGGCUAUCAUAGGUGGCCUCACCUUUCAUAAUUCCAAGCAGAUGCCUCAGAUCUUAAAUAUGUACAAGAUGCCACAGCUUCACUCCUACCUGAAACACAUCCACUUCAACAAUAGUGCUGGGGAAGAAAUAGCUUUUGAUGCAAAUGGAGAAUUGGCAGCUGGAUAUGAUAUCAUCAACGCAAUCACAUUCCCUAAUCAGUCUGUCCAUAGAGUCCGUGUUGGAAGAGUGAGCCCACAGGCUCCUGAAAGCAAACAGUUCACCAUCAAUGGAAGUGCUAUAAUGUGGAAUCACAAGUUUGACCAGGUGGGGGUCAUCCCAAAAUCCGUAUGUGUUGAGAGUUGCUAUUCUGGACACAGUAGGAUUGCGCGACAGGGGGAACAGAUUUGUUGCUAUGAUUGUCCUAAGUGCUCUGAAGGAAUGAUUUCAAACCUGACAGAUGCAGACCAUUGCAACAAGUGCCCUGAGGACCAGUAUCCAAAUGAAAACCACAAUGCGUGCAUCCCUAAAUAUCUAGUCUUUCUAACAUACAGAGAGUCCUUGGGAAUACUUCUAACUUCAUUUGCUGUUUUAAUUUGUCUGAUCGCCCUCUUGAUAAUAUGGAUCUUCAUUCAUCAUAAGGAGACUCCCAUUGUCAAGGCCAACAACUGGAACAUCACAUGCACACUCCUCAUUUCCCUAUUGCUUUGCUUCCUGUGCUCCUUUUUUUUCAUUGGGCAGCCUGGGAAGGUGACCUGCCUUCUCCGUCAAACCAUAUUUGGGAUUGUCUUCUCCCUGGCUGUUUCUUGUGUGUUGGCCAAAACCAUCACCGUGGUUCUGGCCUUCAUGGCCACCAAGCCAGGAAACAGGGUGAGGAAAUGGGUGGGGAAGAGACUGGCAGGGUCAGUCAUCAUCCUUUGCACUCUUAUUCAAACUGGCAUUUGUGCACUGUGGUUGGUAACCUCUCCUCCCUUCCCAGAGUUUGACAUGCAUUCACAGACUGAACAGAUCAUUGCUCAAUGCAAUGAAGGAUCAGCCCCCAUGUUUUAUACUGUCCUGAGCUACAUGGGGCUUCUGGCCAUCAUCAGCUUCACUGUGGCUUUCUUUGCCCGGAAACUGCCUGAUACUUUCAAUGAAGCCAAGCUCAUCACCUUCAGCAUGCUGGUCUUCUGCAGUGUUUGGUUAUCCUUUGUCCCCACCUACCUGAGCACCAAAGGGAAAUACAUGGUGGCUGUGGAGAUUUUCUCUAUCCUGGCCUCUAGUGCUGGAUUAUUGGUUUGCAUCUUCCUCCCCAAAUUCUACAUUAUUGUACUGAAACCUGAACUGAACACCAGGGAUCAGUUAGUAAGGAAAAAGAAUCGUCAUUUCUGA
Molecule: messenger RNA, 1416 nt
Organism: Lacerta agilis (Sand lizard)
Lineage: Eukaryota; Metazoa; Chordata; Lepidosauria; Squamata; Lacertidae
Product: vomeronasal type-2 receptor 26-like
Exons: 4
Coding region: 1-1416 (471 amino acids)
Biological process (GO): G protein-coupled receptor signaling pathway
Cellular component (GO): membrane
Molecular function (GO): G protein-coupled receptor activity
Source: RefSeq, a predicted model, not a curated record